This is a messenger RNA of Didymodactylos carnosus, 519 nucleotides long. The record is from the annotation of a GenBank genome assembly. Lineage: Eukaryota; Metazoa; Rotifera; Eurotatoria; Philodinida; Philodinidae.
AUGGUCUCAAGAAGAAUACUAUUGUUUGCCGGAUCGGGCAUAGCUUCAUUUGCAUUAUUAUUAAUUAUCAUUAGUGUGGGCACUCCAAAUUGGUUAGAUGAUGGAAGUGGUUAUCAAGUAGGAUUAUUCAAAACUUGUACCUCAAGUUUAGGAUGUAGCACUAAUAAUCGAGUAACACAAGGUGGUCUAUCUGUAUUUGGCUUAUUAUUAUUAUUUUUUGGUAUUGUUACGGCUAUUGCCGGAGCAUUUGUUGAGAACAUGUCAAGAUAUUUAAUAUUAGCAUCUGUUGGAUUUUUAUUCUUUAGUUCAAUGUUUAUCAUGUCUGCCUAUGCUACAUGGGGUGUGUACUCUCGAGAUUCAUCGUACUCUGCAGGGACUACACUAUCAUCAUCAUGCGUACCAAUGUCUUGGUCUUACAAUUUGGCUGUUGCAUCACAUUUCUUCUUGCUUAUCGCAUUAACAUUAAUCGCAAUGGUUUUUGGAGAAGUAUUUCUACAAGGUCGUAAUGAUUCAUCGUAA